This is a messenger RNA of Nymphalis io (European peacock), 8414 nucleotides long. It is a transcript of the gene zip, whose product is annotated as myosin heavy chain, non-muscle. NCBI's taxonomy places the organism in Eukaryota, Metazoa, Arthropoda, Insecta, Lepidoptera, Nymphalidae. The transcript has 28 exons. The record is from RefSeq and is a predicted model, not a curated record. The coding region runs from base 419 to 6337 and encodes 1972 amino acids. Gene Ontology annotation, molecular function: actin filament binding; ATP binding; cytoskeletal motor activity. Gene Ontology annotation, cellular component: myosin complex.
CAAAAACGAGCAGAAUUGGAGUGAUUUGUCGGUUUAACUAAGACUAUUUUUCUAUUGUAAAAAGUACUGUAUAUUAUUAAAGUCCGUAAUUAAUUAAAGUGUUGUUAGAAUUACAUUACUAAUUUUGUUGACGUUGCUGUCUAAUUGAACAACGAUAACGUUGUACAUAUUUUGGACAAAACGUGAAUUCGGGCGUCGACCGGUUCAUCCCUCCUACUUGUAACCGUUGCUGCUGUCACUCUUGUCAGUCUUAGUCGCAGUCGUCAUUUCGUACGUGUCGUGCUCCUCCGGCACACGAAUAAGAGCCGGUGGUUUUUAACAACGUGUUGUGUGGUGUGUCGGUCUGUGCGACCGUUUAAUGUGGUAUACAGUGCCGGUGUUAGGUUAUCGUAAGGGUCGCGCGGCGUGAUUGGGCGCGAUGGUGGACAUGGAUAGAAACGACCCGGAGCUCCGGUACCUGUCAGUCGAUCGGAACAGUUUCAAUGACCCGGCGACGCAGGCCGAGUGGACUCAAAAGAGAUUGGUGUGGGUUCCGCAUGAAUCCCAGGGUUUUGUCGCAGCGGGUAUCAAAGAAGACCGUGGAGAUGAAAUGGAAGUGGAGAUUGCGGAGUCAGGAAAGAGAAUCCUGGUGGCGAGGGAUGAUAUCCAAAAGAUGAAUCCGCCGAAGUUCGAUAAAGUUGAAGAUAUGGCAGAAUUGACAUGCCUCAAUGAAGCUUCUGUUCUUCACAACAUCAAAGACAGAUACUACUCAGGGCUCAUAUAUACGUACUCGGGUCUCUUCUGCGUGGUGGUGAACCCGUACAAAAAGUUGCCUAUCUACACGGAGAAGAUCAUGGAGAGAUAUAAGGGUAUCAAGCGACAUGAGGUCCCGCCUCAUGUCUUCGCCAUCACAGAUACCGCUUAUCGUUCUAUGUUGCAAGACCGAGAAGACCAAUCGAUUCUCUGCACUGGUGAGUCAGGUGCGGGUAAAACCGAGAACACGAAGAAGGUUAUACAGUACCUCGCCUAUGUAGCCGCUUCGAAACCCAAAGGAUCUGGCGCGGGACCGACGCCGCAGUUAAUAAUAGGCGAGCUUGAACAACAAUUACUACAAGCAAAUCCAAUCCUUGAAGCGUUCGGUAACGCAAAGACGGUCAAAAACGACAAUUCAUCACGAUUCGGAAAAUUCAUACGAAUAAACUUCGACGCAUCUGGUUUUAUUGCGGGUGCGAACAUCGAAACGUACUUAUUAGAGAAAUCAAGAGCGAUCAGACAAGCGAAGGACGAGAGGACAUUCCACAUCUUCUACCAACUCCUAUCAGGAGCCACGACGCAGCAGAAAGCGGAGUACAUUCUAGAGGAUCCUAAAAGCUACCCUUUCCUUUCAAAUGCUGCACUACCUGUACCAGGUAUCGAUGAUGCAGCGGAGUUCCAGGCGACGAUCAAAUCAAUGAAUAUUAUGGGGAUGAACAACGAAGACUUCAACUCUAUAUUCAGAAUAGUCUCCGCCGUCCUGCUCUUCGGUUCCAUGCAGUUUAAACAGGAAAGAAAUUCAGAUCAGGCUACAUUGCCCGAUAAUACAGUUGCGCAGAAAAUUGCGCAUUUGCUUGGUCUUUCUGUAACAGAAAUGACGAAAGCGUUCCUAAAACCAAGAAUAAAGGUCGGUCGCGACUUCGUUACUAAGGCACAAACUAAAGAACAGGUCGAGUUCUCCGUAGAAGCAAUCGGUAAAGCCUGCUAUGAACGUCUCUUCAGGUGGUUAGUGAACAGAAUCAACAGAUCCCUAGACAGAACAAAAAGACAAGGUGCGUCAUUCAUUGGAAUCCUCGAUAUGGCUGGUUUCGAAAUAUUCGAUCUGAACUCCUUCGAGCAGCUCUGCAUUAAUUAUACGAACGAAAAAUUGCAGCAGCUCUUCAAUCACACGAUGUUCAUUUUGGAACAAGAGGAAUACCAGAGGGAAGGUAUCGAGUGGAAGUUUAUCGACUUCGGUUUAGAUUUGCAGCCGACUAUUGACCUCAUCGACAAACCGAUGGGUAUAAUGGCCUUGUUAGACGAGGAAUGUUGGUUCCCCAAGGCCACGGAUAAAACUUUCGUCGAGAAACUCGUGUCAUCUCACUCCGUCCAUCCCAAGUUUAUGAAGACCGAUUUCCGUGGUGUCGCUGAUUUCGCAAUCAUCCACUACGCUGGCAAAGUCGAUUACUCAGCUGCACAAUGGCUGAUGAAGAACAUGGACCCCCUGAACGAGAACGUUGUAUCUUGUCUACAGUCCUCUCAAGAUCCCUUCGUGUGUCACAUUUGGAAGGACGCUGAAAUCGUCGGCAUGGCACAGCAAGCUUUGACAGACACGCAGUUCGGAGCGAGAACCAGAAAGGGAAUGUUCCGAACAGUUUCCCAACUGUACAAGGAGCAGCUGACGAAACUGAUGGCAACGUUGAGAAACACUAAUCCGAACUUUGUCAGAUGUAUCAUUCCUAAUCACGAAAAGAAGGCCGGCAAAAUUGAGGCACCUUUGGUCUUGGACCAGCUUCGAUGCAAUGGUGUACUCGAGGGUAUAAGAAUCUGUCGCCAGGGUUUCCCUAACAGGAUUCCCUUCCAAGAGUUUAGACAGCGUUACGAGCUGCUUACACCGAACAUCAUACCCAAAGGUUUCAUGGAUGGUAAGAAGGCUUGCGAGCAAAUGAUCGAGGCUCUGGAUCUCGACUAUAAUUUGUAUCGCGUUGGGCAGUCGAAGAUCUUCUUCAGAGCGGGCGUGUUGGCGCAUCUGGAAGAGGAGAGAGACUACAAGAUUACGGACUUGAUCGUGAACUUCCAAGCAUUCUGUCGCGGGUACCUCGCGAGGAGAAACUAUCAGAAGAGACUGCAACAGUUGAACGCUAUCCGGAUAAUCCAGAGGAACUGUGCAGCGUAUCUCAAGCUUAAGAACUGGCAAUGGUGGAGAUUGUAUAUAAAGGUAAAACCUCUAUUGGAAGUAACGAAGCAAGAGGAGAAGUUGACGCAGAAGGAGGAUGAGUUGAGACAGAUCCGUGAGCGGUUAGAAUCGCAGAUGAAGAGGUGCCAGGACUACGAAGCCAAGUAUCAGCAGGCCAGCGCUGAAAAGACACAACUCGCUGAGCAACUACAGGCGGAGCUCGAACUGUGCGCGGAAGCCGAGGAGAGUCGUGCUCGGGCCGCAGCGAGGAAGCAGGAACUGGAGGAGCUGCUUCACGACCUGGAGGGGCGCAUCGAAGAGGAGGAGGAGCGUUGCAACUCGUUGCAGCAGGAGAAGAAGCGUCUGCAGCUCAAUAUACAGGAUCUGGAGGAACAGUUAGAGGAAGAGGAGGCAGCUCGUCAAAAGCUGCAGCUGGAACGCGUGCAAUGCGACGGGAAGCUUAAGAAGCUGGAGGAGGAACUCGCUCUCAGCGAGGACACCAACCAGAAGUUGGUUAAAGAGAAGAAGGUUCUAGAAGAACGGGCAAAUGACUUAUCUCAGGCCUUAGCCGAGGAGGAGGAGAAAGCCAAGCAUCUCAGCAAAUUGAAGGCCAAGCAAGAGUCCGCCAUCGCCGAGCUCGAGGAGAAAUUACUGAAGGAUCAUCAACUGCGCCAAGAAGUGGACCGGGCCAAGAGAAAGCUGGAGACGGAGCUGCAGGACGUCAAGGAGCAGCUGUCCGAGAAGAAGGCGCAGGUGGAGGAGCUGCAGAUCGUCCUGACCAAGCGCGAGGAGGAGCUGCUGGCGGCGUGCGCGCGCGCGGACGACGAGGGCGCGGCGCGCGCGGCGGCGCACAAGGCGGCGCGCGAGGCCGAGGCGGCGCUGGCCGAGGCGCACGAGGACCUGGACGCCGAGCGCGCCGCGCGCACCAAGGCCGAGAAGCUGCGCCGCGACCUCAACGAGGAGCUCGAGGCGCUCAAGAGCGAGCUGCUCGACUCGCUCGACACCACGGCCGCUCAACAGGAGCUCCGGUCGAAGCGGGAGCAGGAGGUGGCGGUGCUGAAGCGCAGUCUGGAGGAGGAGGCCGCGGCCCACGAGGCAGCGCUCGCGGAGCACAGACACAAGCAUUCUCAAGAGUUGCAGCUGCUUAACGAGCAGCACGACCAGAUCAAGAAAGCCAAGGCUGUCCUGGAGAAGGCAAAGCAGUCGCUGGAGGCGGAGAACGCGGACCUGGCCACGGAGCUGAAGAGCGCCAGCGCGGCGCGCGCGGAGGGCGAGCGGCGCCGCAAGCAGACCGAGGCGCAGCUGCAGGACGUCGCCGCCAAGCUGCAGGACGUGGAGCGCGCCAGAUCGGAAUUAGCGGACAAGUGCAUCCGUCUUCAAAGCGAAGCCGAGCAGGCGUUACAACAGCUAGAACAGGCGGAACUUAAGGCAUCUGCUGCUGCUAAACAGGCGGCAACAGCUGGAUCACAGCACGCAGAAGUUCAGGCAUUGCUGGAAGAGGAAACGAAGCAGAAGCUAUCGCUGCAGACGCGCCUGCGCAACGUGGAGCAAGAGUUGGAGCAAGCGCGCGACCAGCUCGACGAAGAGGAGCAGGCCAGAAAGAACCUGGACAAGCAGGUCACAGUGUUGACUCAGCAAUUAACUGACGCAAAGAAGAAGGCAGAAGAGGAAGCAGAAGCAGCAGCGGUGCUUGAGGAACAGCGCAAGAAGCUCAGCAAGGACAUUGAGGCGCUGCACUGUCAGCUCGAUGAGCUGAAACAGGCAAAUGACAAGUUGGACAAGAGCAAAAAGAAAAUCCAAGAGGAGUUGGAGGACACCAACAUUGAGUUGAGCGCGCAGCGUGCUAAGGUGCUCGAGCUGGAGAAGAAACAGAAGAACUUCGACAAGGUGGUGUCGGAGGAGCGCGCGGUGGCGGAGCGCUACGCGGCCGAGCGCGACGCGGCCGAGCGGGAGGCGCGCGACAAGGAGACGCGCGUGCUCUCCCUCACGCGCGACCUGGACGUGGCCGCCGAGAAGAUCGAGGAGUUGGAGCGUUCGAAGCGACUCCUGCAGUCCGAGUUGGACGAGCUCGCCAACACACAGGGCACGGCCGAUAAGAACGUUCACGAAUUGGAAAAGGCGAAGCGCGCGCUCGAGUCACAGCUCGCUGAACUCAAGGCGCAGAACGAGGAGAUCGAGGACGAUCUACAGCUCACCGAGGACGCUAAGCUGCGUCUCGAGGUCAACAUGCAAGCUAUGCGUGCGCAGUUCGAGCGAGAUCUCCAGGCCAAGGAGGAGGCUGGCGAGGAGAAACGUCGCGGUAUUGUCAAGCAGCUGCGAGAACUGGAGGCGGAGCUGGAGGAGGAGCGUAAGCAGCGCGCCGCCGCCGCCGCCACGCGCAAGAAGCUGGAGUCGGACCUCAAGGACGCGGAGCAGGCGCUGCACCUCGCUAACAAGGUCAAGGAGGACGCCGUGAAGCAGACCAAGAAGCUGACGGUGCAGUUGAAGGAGGCGGCGCGCGAGGCGGAGGAGGCGCGCGCGGGACGCGAGGAGGCGUCGGCGCUGGCGCGCGAGGCCGAGCGCCGCGUCAAGGCGCUGGAGGCCGAGGCGCUGCAGCACGCCGAGGAGCUGGCCGCCGCCGAGCGCGCGCGCCGCCACGCCGAGGCCGAGCGCGACGACCGCGACGACGAGCUCACCGCCACCGGCGCCAAGGUCACAUUAUUAGUGGACGAGAAGAAGCGGCUAGAGGCGAGGAUAGCAGCGCUCGAGGAGGACCUGGACGAGGAACAGUCCAACAACGAGAUACUUAACGACAGGCUCAGAAAGUCACAGAACCAAAUAGACCAGCUCACAAUGGAGCUGGGCACGGAGAAGGCGGCGACGCAGAAGUUAGAAAGCGGAAAAUUGGUGCUCGAACGACAGAACAAGGAGCUGAAGGCCAAGCUCGCCGAACUGGAGACCGCUGGACGCGCCAAGACCAAGGGCGUGAUCACGUCAUUGGAGCUGAAGGUGUCGAACCUUGAAGAGCAGCUGGAGGCAGAGUCUCGCGAACGUCUCGCGCAGCAGAAGGCGUCGCGGAAACUCGACAAGAAGAUGAAGGAGCUCGCGCUGCAGCUGGACGAGGAGCGCAGACAUGCUGACCAGUACAAGGAGCAGAUCGAAAAGAUGAAUGCGCGCGUGAAAGCCCUUAAGCGCUCAGUGGAUGAGGCGGAAGAGGAGGUGCAGCGGGAGAAGGUCGGAAAGCGCAAGGCGCAGCGAGAACUGGAGGACCUGCUCGAGACGCACGAGACCCUCGCUCGGGAGUGCUCCAACCUGCGCAACAAGCUUAGACGGCAGGGCGGGCCCAUGGGGCUGUCGGGCGCUUCGUCGUCGUGCCGCGUGAAACGCACGUCGCUGGCGCCGGGCGCGGGCGCCGCGUCGGGCGACGAGUCGUUCGACGACGGCACGGACGCCGCCAACUCGCUCGAGUGACCGCCCCCGUCCAGACCACGAUUCUAUCUAACGUUAUUUUGAUAAUUGUUCACAAUAUUGUUUACCCUUUUUUAUUCCUUUGUAAUUAUAAAUCGAUUACUCGAUUGAUAAAUGUUUAUCCGAUCGCCAUGUUUGAAAAUUUGUAAGAGUAAACGAAGGUUCGAUUCUGAGCUUGCACGUCAGCGUUGGAUAUGUUUUGCUAUCUCGGUGUUCUAACGGAAGUACAAUUUUCAAAUUAAUUAUCUUUGCCUAUUUUUUUUUUUUUGUUUAAUACGAAAUAACUUUAAAUAUCGAAUCGUGUGCUCGGGCUUCGAACCGUUAAUUUGUAUGUACAAUGUUGUAGUCGACGAUCGCUUGAAACGUAAAUCUUAAUUAUAUUAAUAUUAUUAUUAUUAUAUUGUUUUGCAUGCCUACAGCGUUGUAUAAAUGUUUUACAUUACCGUCGCUUAAUUGUAAGUUAAGUCGGGAGCCUAAUUCUGUAUCUACGAUUGCAAUUGCGUUGUGCUAAAAGUUCUUUUUUUUAUUGCAAACAUGUUAUAAGUCGAGUAAAUUUUAAUUAUAAUUUGUAUUAGUAUUCAGAGGAAUACUUUACAUAUUUUUUUUUAUAUAAGACGUCGAUCGCAAUAACGAUUGUAUAUACAUAAUAAGGUUAUAUUUAACGUCAGUAUAUAAUAUAACGAAUUUUUACUUUUUUUUUUAUUGAAGGAAUUGCACCGAAAUGAACUGUUCGUUCAUAACUGAUUGCGGAUUGGUGCUCAUUUUUAAAUUGCAUAUAUUGUGGUGUGAUGUGGCGGAAUUGUUGUUUGUUUUGUUUUUUUUUUUACAAGACUUUUGCCUUUUAAAAAAUUUUAAAUCUGCUGUCGAUCUAUUCCAAUUUUAAAUAUUUCGUCAUCACAUCGCAGGAUAGAAAAAAAAAAGAAAUUGUCGAAUCCCUUUCGGUCUGUUUCAUUGGUUAUAUUUCCCACACCAGUAUUAAUAUCGAGACAUUCCUGAACAAUCGAGUUAGUUUCCAGUCGACUAGACUUAGUCGGACGGGUGACGAGUUAAAAUUUACUCAUUGGGUGAUAUUUUGAUGAAAUUGGACGUACUAAAGUUAUUGAAGUAUUAUGUUUUGUGGCAAAUUAGAAAUUUCAUACUGCAUUUAUCGCGACUGACUACAAAGACUGCCGUUGCGACAAUAUUUUUUUUUAUAAAAAUGACCUUUUCCGAUUUGUUAAUUUCACAUCGGGGCACGUUCAACCCUAUUAUACAACGAUCAAAACGAUUUUAAUGAAAUCUUAUCGCAUCGGGUCGAUAGUGCCCCCAUUAUGGUGUAAAUAAUAUCAGUGUGGUGCACUGAGCGCUUAGUUGCCAUAAAUUUUUUUAACACUAGUUUAAGUAAUGGUUAGCUGUCAGAUUCUCGCUAAUAGCUAGCCGGAGACGUGUUGGUACAAUCGAAAUGCGUCCGAGGCGAUGUUUGUACUUACUGGAUUACGAAACGUUUAUUUUUUUUUUUGAUAAUAUUUUAUCAUUUUAGAGUGUAUAGGGACCUGUUCGCCUCGUAUAAAGAACAAAUUGUCGAUUCGUAUCGACCCGGUCAGGUUUCGUCUGUUUAUGAUUCGCUCCGUCAGCGGAAUGUACAUACGCGCUGGCGAGGUGAUAUUUUUUUUUUACACUAGCUUUUGGUAUUAUCGUUGCGAAGGUAUGCGCUAGAAUGCCGCUUCAAUUAUAAACUAGAUUUAGGUUAAACUUAGUAAUAAAUUGUGGCCUUAGGUUUUUAUCGUGGUACGCGUCUAACGUUUGUUUUUCGUCGCCGACGCAAAUUUAUAUGCCUUUUAAAAAAAAAACUUUCAUCUUUUGAAUAUUUUAUACAAUUGUAUCCCGAGUCUUAAUUAAUGUAACGACCCCUUUUUUAUUAUAUAGUUUGUUUCUGAAUAAUAAUAUAAAAUUAAAAUGUAAGUAAACCAUUGAAGCAUAAACAUAUUUUACAUAAAUAUUAUAUUUAAUUAUUAACAAUAUUGAUAAUUGUAAAAUUGGUCAUAGGUUGUAACAAGUUGUCAGUUGGUAUGCCAAUUAAACAAUUUUUCAUGAUUUUUAA